AUGAAAAAUGAAGUUAGGCCAGUUGUGGGAAUGCAACUAAUCAGUGGCGAAGCAGAAAAUUCGUUUAAUGGAAAUGUGGCUGGUGAUGGAUCAUUCAACAAUAAUGCAAAUGAUGAUAACAGCGGUCGCAGAUAUGAUGGAGUCGGUAGACGCUACGGAGGAAGAAGACGCGGUGGAUAUGGUGGAUAUGGUGGAUACAAUCCAUAUGGUGGAUACAAUCCAUAUGGUGGAUAUGGUGGAUACAAUCCAUAUGGUGGAUACUUUCUGUUUGGCGGAUAUAAUCCGUAUACUGGACUUGACGGAAAUGGUUUUGGUGGCUUAGCUGGCCUGGGUAACUACGAUGCCCUUCUCGAUUCAGCAAGACUUGGAAGCCUUUUUGGUCGUCGUUAA
Thelazia callipaeda (thelaziosis nematode) is the source of this 390-nucleotide messenger RNA. The record is from the annotation of a GenBank genome assembly. NCBI's taxonomy places the organism in Eukaryota, Metazoa, Nematoda, Chromadorea, Rhabditida, Thelaziidae.